This is a messenger RNA of Cavenderia fasciculata, 2067 nucleotides long. RefSeq lists its product as uncharacterized. Lineage: Eukaryota; Evosea; Eumycetozoa; Acytosteliales; Cavenderiaceae. The coding region runs from base 1 to 2067 and encodes 688 amino acids. The transcript is spliced from 3 exons. The record is from RefSeq and is a predicted model, not a curated record.
AUGCAAAUUAGUGAAAGUGAUGCAGUUGUGUAUAGAUCAUAUGAGGCGACCGAGGGAGGGAUCAAUAAAAAGUUUAUUGAAUCAGAUAAUAGAAAAGCAAGAUCUACGCUUGAUCUUUCCCAGGCCACCUCUAUUGUCAUUGGCCAAAAUGUCGUCUUUGCUCUCACCGAUUCCAAUACUAUAAAGUCCAACUCUGGAGUCGUUCUCUUAACCCCAACUACCAUCUCUUCUUCCCCAUCUAUUGCUGGUAAUUCUGCCACUUUAACUUUGAAGAAUUCAUCAUCAAUAUUAACUGAUACCAAAUUAGAUCUUUGUCAUGGAACAAGUGAAUUUGUUGCCAAUAUUGCUCCAGUCCACUUUGUCUAUACCACUUCAUUGAAUAGUAACGAUGCUGUCUUUGAAGGUGGUCUCGUCACCAUUGUAAAGGAUACUACUGCCUCUAAAAAGUGGUCUGGUAUCUACUUGAAUACUACCACUCCAAACCAUCCAACCGUCCAAAUUACCUCCAAGAUUGCCAAUAAUGACAAAUUCUAUACCAAUCUUCCAGUGUCUAUUCCAUCGGCUGCUACCACUCUUUUAGGUUACCAAGGUUGUCGUUUUACUUUUGCUUCCAAGUUUAUCGGUUCUGGUUCGUUGACUUUUACCAAUGGUUGUUCAGCCUCGUUCUACAACCUCAAUAUGCAAGGUGGUUCAGUCAACUACAACGCUGCCAACAUGGAUCUCUCUGGUGGAGGCAAUACUGUCACCAACACUAUCAUUAAUAUCAAUAGUUAUUCCACCGUUGUCAUUUAUCAACAAAGACCAUGGGCUCUUCCAUGGAGUAGUCCAAUUGGUAGUCUCCAAUUGGACGACACUGCUCAAGUCAACUUUGUCGACCCAAGCACCACCUCGCUCUACCUCCAAUACAACAACAACCUUGCCGGCAGAGCCCCCAACGUCCAAUUCUCCCUCAUUGUCUCCAAUGGCGGUAUCAACUGCAAUGGAAUGUACCGUUCACGUAACAAGACUGUCGUUCCAGGCCAACAACUCCGUGUCUUGGUCUUCCCCAACGACGUCAGCGCUGCCUACCAAACCCAAUACGAUGCCAUCAGUCUUUGCACUCCAGAGUCCUUCUCUGCUCGUCUCUUUUACAAGGCCACUACCUACCCAGAAGCUGUCAAAUGGGAUACCUGUGAAAUCGGUCAAGUCAAGUGCAGACUUGGAGGUUGUGCUCCAGUAGGAACUUGCCCAGAGAGUUGUGCACCAGGUAUGCUCCCACCCCCAGGCAACACCAAUGCUCUUGCCAACUGUUGGGAUGGUUCAUGUGCCUUUGGUGCUGAAUUGUGUCCUCCAUUCCCAGCCUGUCCCACAACUCUCCCAGUUCGUUGUGAUGGCUACUGUGCCCCACUAGGAUCGACCUGUGAUGCCUGUGCCUUCCCAUGUCCAUCUGGAUGUCGUGCCUCUGCCACCGACGUCUGUCUUCCCUACAAUGGAUGUCCAUCCAACCAAAUCCAAUGUCCAAACAACUUUGCUUGUGUCUCUGACGAGAGCCAAUGCGCUGCCCAUGGCACCUCCACCCUUCCAUUCUCACGUCGUGUCAUCCCAUCGUACACUGACAUUUACACCAACCACAACUCACCAGUCGUUGUCUGGAGAGAUGACCCAUACAGCACCAACAACACCAUCUCUGGUAUCUAUGCCAGCUUCCCACCCGGAACUGCACUUGGUCAAGCUGUAUUCCUCACUGUCCGUUCCGUCCCCGAUUCUAUCGCCAUCACUGCCGGUGGUCUAGCCGUGUCAUCCACCUUCAACUACUACAAGAGUUUGUUGACCGCUCCCAUCCAAUUUGUCUUUGGUGUCGGUUCUGCCAACCUCGCACUAUACGACUCGCCAACCUUUGUCGUUCCAGUAUCCAUCUUUUUUGCCGCUCCAGCCCUCCCAUCGACCGACUAUUGUGUCGCCAUUAUCAACGCCUCUAAUCAAUGGGAAUGCAUCUCAACUCCACUCGUCUCGCACAAGAGUGGUUCCUAUAUUGAAGCCAAAUUCACAGUUCUUCCAACUGCUUUUGCUUUAAUUAAAACUAUCUAG